Molecule: messenger RNA, 3505 nt
Organism: Salmo salar (Atlantic salmon)
Lineage: Eukaryota; Metazoa; Chordata; Actinopteri; Salmoniformes; Salmonidae
Biological process (GO): regulation of gene expression
Cellular component (GO): nucleus
Source: RefSeq, a predicted model, not a curated record
UUGACUAGCUACAUUCGGCUUUGCAGAUGCCACAUUCCAGACAGACGUUUGUACAUAGAAAAAAGAUCUGUAAUCGAGUAAAGGGAGACGUAAAGUAAACAUUUAAGUGUAAAUGUUCAUUCAUGGUCGUAACAUAGGACGUUUACCGAUUUCCUUUUUACGGUUACGUUACAUGUUUCACGCACGGCUUUUUUUACGAUCCUAUGUCCCAGAGGAGGAGGAGUCGGUGGCACCAACCCCCUUCUCAUGUAAUGGGGUAGGGCCAUCCCAAGGAUCCCGGAACGUACGGACGGUGUUAGUGGGGGAACAGGAAGUUCCGGACAGAAGCACACCAUUCUUCAGACUAAAGAAAGCGUGCAGUCAAGAAGAUAACCAUUGUGUCCGUUUCUAUUUAUUACUACAGAAUGAAGAACGUGAUAACUACUUGACAAGUUACAUAACUAGAGACUUGGUUUGUCUGAGAGGAUGUACAUACUUUUGUCAAGAAUUAAGUCUGAGGCCGGUAACAUCAACAGUGAGGACAAACCCAACCUGCCUCUCUCCUUCCACACUGAGUCCAAACCUACAGUCACUGGGUCCUGAUUGUGACAGUGGAGCCCAGUUUGUACUGCAGGAUCCAGAGAUGGCAUCAGUGAAGCUUGAAGACUGCAGUCAAACACUGGAGCUGAAUGUCAUCAUUAAAGAUGAAGAGGAGGAGGAGAAGAUAGAACCUGCUCUUACCAUGAGAAACAGAUGUCCCUAUCUAAUGAAGACAAACCCAGCCUGCCUCUCUCCUUCCACACUGAGUCCAAACCUACAGUCACUGGGUCCUGAUUGUGACAGUGGAGCCCAGUUUGCACUGCAGGAUUCAGAGAUGGCAUCAGUGAAGCUGGAAGACUGCAGUCAAACACUGGAGCUGAAUGUCAACAUUAAAGAUGAAGAGGAGGAGGAGAUUGGGAAAUCUGUUUCUCAUGGAGACCGUGUUGAGACAUUCUCUACAUCCAGAGAGCAGCAGGAAGAUCACAGAGCUAAGAGGUUUCACCAUUGCCCACAUUGUGAGGAGAUUUUGCCAUUUCUAUCAAAGCUAAAAAUACACCUAAAAAUACACACAGGAAAGAAUCUGUAUUCCUGCACUGACUGUGGGAAGAGUUUCACAACAUCAACUAAGCUAAAAGUUCAUCAGAGAACGCACACAAGAGAGAAGCCUUACUCCUGCUCUGACUGUGGGAAGAGUUUCUCCCGAUUGGAUAACUUAAACACACAUGAACGUAUACAUACAGGAGAGAAGCCUUACUACUGCUCUGACUGUGGAAAAUGCUUUAAAACAACUGCUGAGCUAAAACUUCACCAGAGAACACACACAGGGGAGAAGCCUUACUUAUGCUCUGACUGUGGGGUGAGUUUCUCUCGACUGGGCCACUUAAAAAUACAUGAACGUAUGCAUACAGGAGAGAAACCUUACCCCUGCUUUAAUUGUAUAAAAUGCUUCACAACAUCAACUGAUCUAAAAGUUCAUCAGAGAACACAUACAGGAGAGAAGCCUUACUUAUGCUCUGACUGUGGGUUGAGUUUCUCUCGACUGGACCACAUAAAACUACAUGAACGUGUACAUACAGGAGAGAAGCCGUACAUCUGCUCUGACUGUGGAAAAUGUUUUAAAACAACAGCUGAGCUAAAAGGUCAUCAGAGAACACACACAGGAGAGAAACCUUACUCCUGCUCUUACUGUGGAAAGAGUUUCUCUCAACUGGGCCAAUUAAAAAUACAUGAACGUAAACAUACAGGACAGAAGCCUUACUCCUGCUUUUAUUGUGUAAAAUGCUUCACAACAUCAACUGAGCUAAAAGUUCAUCAGAGAACACACACAGGAGAGAAGCCUUACUCCUGCUCUGACUGUAGGAAGAGUUUCUCUCAACCGAGCCACUUAAAAAGACACCGAGGUAUACAUAAAGGGGAGAAGCCUUCCUUCUACUCUGACGAUGGAAAAUGUUUUAAAUCAUCAGCGGAGCUAAAAGGUAAUCAGAGAUCACACACAGGAGAGAAACCUUACUUCUGCUCUUACUGCAGCAAGAGUUUCUCCCGAUUGGGUAAUGUUAAAAUACACCAACGGAUACACACUGGAGAAAAGCCUUAUCACUGCACUGACUGUGAGAAGAGAUUCUCUCAACAGAGCAAUUUAAAAAGACACCAAAGUAUACAUAAAGGAGAGAAGCCUCAUCAGUUCUCUCAGACCAGCUAAGAUUAGACACUCCACUUAAUUAUCAUAAAAUAAUUGGCAAUGUUGAAUUGGAUCAAAUGAAGAAAGCAUAGAACACUAUUGAAAUCCUAUUGUUUCUCACUGUGAGAGAACUGUGCAGAGGGAAGGGAGUGUUUAUAGAAUGUUAGCCUCUCUUUAAUUUAGUGAUCAGUGUGCACCUGGUCAGUUUUGGUGUGUUUUGUUAGCUUCUACUGUAAAGAUAUUGAGCUGACCUUGGAUUUGCCCUUAGGGUUGAAUAUCCUCUGUGAGGCGUCUCACUAUGGAGUCUGAUGGUUGACUGGGUGGUACUGCUUCCCUCUGCAGUUUUCUGUAGGAAUGAGCUAGUAGACACAUCAUGCACUGAGUGUACAAAACAUUAAGGACACCUGUUCUUUCCAUGACAGACUGACCAGGUAAACCCAGGUGAAAGAUAUCAUCCUUGAUGCUAUUUAUUUAUUAUGGAUCCCCAUUAGCUUUCAGCAGAAAACAAGAAGUGGUGGGCUAGGGAAUGAAAACACUGGACACUGUAGAAUUUGAACAACAUUGCCUGGUCUGAUGAAUCCCUGAUCCUGCUGUUUCAUGCUGAUGGGAGGACUAGGGUAUGGAAAAAAACAUGAGUACAUGCAUUCAUGCUGUGUGUCAGCAUUGCAGGCUGAUGGUGGUUGUGUGAUGGUUUGUUUUCAUGGCACACAUUGGGCAUUUCAUGCCAAAUAAUGUCCGCCGGCCAAAUAGUGUCCCCCUCUAUGUCACAAUGGGAUUAGAUAAACUAUUAGCGUUCGUUGCUAUACCAAUGGUGUGAUGACCUAAUGAUUAGAAUUUUGGAGAUCAUUACAGCCUAAAUGACGUUCUUUUCAUCAUCGCUAUGCAAACAAGGCUGAUUUCCCCGACAAUUUCGCUGUUUAAAAGUUUUGUUUAGCUAAUAAAAUACAAACAUGAAUUGGUACUACUUUUUGGUACCUUGUUAACAUUACAACAUGAAAUCCAUGUCUUAAAUGUUGCUACAUUUCGGAAAUGGCAAAGAACACAUGUAAUCUGCUUGACACAUUAAAGUGUCUUAACUUAUAGAUCACGAAGUCAGCUAAUAUCCAUUUGAUUCAUAAACGGGCUUGUCUGGCUGUCCUGUUUUAUUUUAACUGUUAUUUUAACCUAGCCCUUGUGGUUGAAUAUAUGUAUGUAUCUAUUGUAGGUCCUAGCAUACAACAAUGAAUAAUGUGUAGCAAAUAAAUACCAUCAAAGGACACCUGGCAAUAUUUAAGAUUGUAAUAUAUAAACUCUGAUUGUUUUUUGGUA